This is a messenger RNA of Malurus melanocephalus (red-backed fairy wren), 9052 nucleotides long. It is a transcript of the gene CASP8AP2, whose product is annotated as caspase 8 associated protein 2. Gene Ontology annotation, molecular function: transcription corepressor activity. The record is from RefSeq and is a predicted model, not a curated record. NCBI's taxonomy places the organism in Eukaryota, Metazoa, Chordata, Aves, Passeriformes, Maluridae. Gene Ontology annotation, biological process: Fas signaling pathway; extrinsic apoptotic signaling pathway via death domain receptors. The coding region runs from base 412 to 6405 and encodes 1997 amino acids. The transcript is spliced from 10 exons. Gene Ontology annotation, cellular component: mitochondrion; PML body.
GGCGCCGUCCGGGAGCGGAGCGAGGCGCUCCCGUUGGCUCGGGGCGCUGCAGGACCGCGCGCGUGGGGCCGCGAUCGCCGCGUCCUCGGCCUGCCCGGCUCCCCGCUUCCCCGAAAGCCAUCUGCCGCUGCCGCCGCAAGACUCSCCUGUCCGCGAGCCCUUUAUAUCUGGGUCAGGGAGGCGGCCGAGGGCGGGUGGCCGCGGCUCGGGCCACAGGAGCGUUACGCCCCCGGCGGCAGCCGCUCGCGGAGGCCGAGCGCGGCCGYCGGGCGGUAACGAUGUCCCUGCAGGGGUUUGGCAGCGGCAUCGCCGACAGAAGCAGCCGCCGGGAUUAAACCUCGGGCUUUCCGGGAGCACUGCCGCAGCAGCAGGGAAAGGCACCAGAUGGGGAAGCCAUAGGGAGUUUGUAUCAUGGCAGCAGAUGAGGAUGGACUGGGACUGUUUGAUAUCCGCUACAGUGCUGAAGCUUCUCCCUUCAGGGAAGGAGAUGAGAGCUCAGUGGAUAUUUAUGAUGGCUUGGACAGCAGUUUGUCGGUUUCUGACAAUUUUGCUCCAAAUUUUACACCAUCUAGAAGCAGCUUAAAUUUAUUUGAUGAGAUAUUAAUUGAAGAAGGGACUGCAAAGAAAGCAUCCUAUGAUGAGUUGCAGGCAGAAUAUGGAAAGUGUCAGCACCAAAUUAAAGAGUUGAUGAAGAAAUUUAAAGAAAUACAGGCACAGAAUGUCAUUCUACAGAACGAAAACCUAGCUCUGAAAAAGAAUAUUUCAGCCCUUAUCAAAACAGCAAGAGUAGAGAUUAACCGUAAGGAUGAAGAAAUCAGUCAUCUCCGUCAAAGGCUAUCAGAUUUUCCCAACCAUCGAAGUAUUUUCAGCAGAGCAUACCUUCCAGGCUCAAUUAAAACAAAAGAUUCCAAAUUCCGACCCUCUGAUUUGGGUGACAAUAUGAAGAUGGAACACAGAAUGAAAAAUGAUGGUUCAAAAGAUGCAUACCACGGUUACUCGUCUCAUAACACAGACAGUGGGAAGUCUGGCUCUGAGAAAAGGAACACUCCAUUUUUGCUGAGGUACCCUCCUGAAGAGCUCUGCAAUGAUGGUUCUCACACAUGUGCACUGAGCUAUGACCAUACUUCCGGCAAGGAAAACAGACAGGAAAGAAAAGAAACUAAAAGUAAUGAACAGUAUUGUAGGGGAAAUGUCAACAAGUACAAAAGAGAAGUACAUCAGGGCACUGGAAAUGAUGGUGAAAGUGAGGAGGGGAAUUCAGAUCCUCAACAGAAGCUGAAAACGCUUUCAGAGAAGGCUAGUAAAAAUGAGUUGCAACAAAAAAGUCAGAGCAUGAAACUCAAAUGCAGUCCAAGUGGAGAAAGAAGAGUAGAAAGGGGUGUUUCUUCCUGGGAAAAACAGACAGCUGGUAAAGACAGAUUUCAAACCAGAGGUGAAUCGUAUGCUGAUGAGAGAUUACAAAAUGUAUUAAAAAAAGACAUUAAAACACAUGAUAAAGGUGAAAAGCAUKCUGGCCAGAAAAAUAAACUGAAUGAGAAGCUGCAAGAACAGCCAAGGAGGCCUGGUAGGGGGAGCAGUCCACACCCAAGGAAUGAGCAUUCAAAGAGUCUUCAUGAAUCACGUAAAUGUCGUAUGGAAGAGUCCAGRAGAGUAAAACACAUUGACUGCAAAAGAGACAGAGGAACAGAUGAUCAUACCCCUCGAGAAGGAAGGACUUCACCUUCUAAUUCCAGCAGCAGAGAGCAUAAACAUUCACGCCUGARGGAAAGUAGUAGUAGACAUGAAUGGGAAACAGCACAUUCCAAAUCAGAAAGACACAGAACUGAAGAGAAAAGGAAAAGGGAAAGAGAGGAUCAGGAUGAAAAUAGACAUUUUAGAAAUGAUAAAAAAGUCGCAAAAGAAUUUUCUCACCAAUCUGUGAAAGACUCCAAGAAAGGUACAGAUGUUACAAAAAGUGAGAGAAACAAAUCCUGUAAGCUGGAAGAAACAUCCAGAGUAGCAGGCAGUAGUUUAAAAAACAAUAAAGUUCGCAAAACUAAAGGUAAUCGCACUGGGCCAAAAAGCAAAGACUUAAAACUUAGCUUUAUGGAAAAGCUAAAUUUAACUCUUUCUCCUAAUAAGAAGCAAUGUCUCUCUGCAAAGGAUGGACUUAGAACACUUUGCCAAAAGGCUGCUGUUGAGGGAGGUACAGAGCUCACACUGCAAGCAGAACUCUUAGAGUCUGCCCACCCUGUAGGCUGCGGUCCCACAGAGCAAUUUCAUUCAACAUUAAAAGUUCUGGACACUGUGGCUCAGAGCAGCRUGGAACCAGCAGUGCCUGUUUCUGUCAGUUCUGAAAAUGAAGGCUUGAAAGUAGCAGCAGCAGAUCUGGUGCAGUCUGAAGCGUUGCCAGCAGCCACAGUCGAUGAAUCGAGCUCAGAAACUUUACCAGAAGCACCAGUGGGUCAGGUACUGCCCCACGCCUUGCCAGAAGCAGCCAAGGUGCUGGUUCCUGAUGAGAUGGAGGCUGAAACGCUGUCAGAAGCAGCAGAGGCUUGUGAUCCCAUUGAAUUGGAAGCCUCAGUAAAAACAGCAGCAGUGGUGGGUCUGAACCACUCUAAAUCUUUGCCCCUGGAGGUGAUGGGAAGUGUGGGAGAGUGUGGAGAGUUGCCUGUGACAGAGGGUGAGAUGCAGAGUGAUAAUGUACYAGCAGCAGAAGUGGCACAACCUGAACCUACAAGUGCAAGUAUGGGAGGCCUUCAGGAGUCAGCAGCAGAGAAGAAAAAGGAAGAUAAAAUAUGGCUGGCUGCUGACACAGAAAGCUCUGCAGAUCAGUGUGGCUCUCAAAAUGUUGUCUUAGAUGACUUGGAAUCCAGAAGUUCUGGCGACUUGGAGUCCUCUGAUACUGCAGAUGGUAUCAGUGAAACAAAACCAGACUCUUUAAUGGAAGUAGUGAGGGAUGGUGAUCACUUGGCUGCAGCAAAUAUUGACUAUUCCAUUGAGGAAAAGAGUAUCUGUGAAAUUAAUACGAGUACAUCCCAUUCAYUGGACAGAACUAUGAUAGCUGAUAAGGAUGAACCACUAGUUGACCAGAAUACUUGUGAUCUGGAGCCAGACCUAACUGAUAGCAAUACUGCAACAGCACUUUCUCUCUCUAAAGGGAGAGAAACUAACCCAGUUUCURUUGAUGAUGACAGCUCAAUACUGAGUAUUGAUCUCAAUCACCUGAGGUACAUUCCAAAGGCAAUCAGCCCACUGAACAGUCCAAUGCGUCCUUUGGCUAAAGCACUGAAGAUAGAAAGUCCCUGUAAAGGCCUUGUGAAGACUUACAACAAAGAUUUARUUCCUGAAAGUGCAGUUGUCAUCUGUCCCUCAAAGAACUUAUCAAAGGAGGUAAACAAAGAAAAUCAAAAGCCAGUUAACUUGUCUGAUGAACAUCUAGAGAUGGAGUCUCAGCUAAGUAUCUCUUCAGAUGAAAUAGAAGAAGGUGAAAUCGUAAGUAGUGAUGAAGAUGAAGAAAAUCCUAAACCAGAGAGAGGCGCUGAAAAUACAAAAAAGUCAAGACCGAAAGCUUCACCUGAGACACGAAAUUUAACCAGCAGUCCGCAAAAUCAAAAUAGCAAAACUGUGCACUGCAGUGAAGAUAAUGGAAAAUUUGUUUCUGUGCAAGUAAGCACACAAAAGAACAGAGAGAGGCAUACAAUUCAGACUUUCAGAUCUUCAAAGCAUAUGAGGAAAACCAAAACUGUGAGCAUUGCUUGUCUUGAAAAAAUAGUUCAUGUUAUUGUGGAACCUUCAAAUAUACAAGAAAUUAUGCAGAUGCUCAGAGCUAUCCGGAAACAGAUGAGGAGAAGUUAUAUGAAGUUCAAAGUACACUUCCCAGUUCAGCAUUUUCACAGAAUUAUAGAAUCUGGGAUCAUAAAUUUUACAGCAUUAAUAAGAUACUUGAAUUUUUCAAAGAUAUGUGCAUUAGGUGACACAUUGAAGUUGAAUAUAUGUGAUAUUAUAGAGUCAAAACUUAAACAAGUUAAGAAGAAUGCARUAGUGGACCGUCUUUUUGAACAGCAAGUAUCAGAUAUGAAGAAACAAUUGUGGAAAUUUGUAGAUGAACAGCUUGAUUACUUAUUUGAAAAGAUACGGAGAAUUAUAAUAAAACUAUGUGACAUGGAAAAUGAGGGUGAGGAAGGGAAGUUUGAAAGGGCCGKAAAGCAAAACCACAAGAUCAGUCAUAGACAUGAUGUGCAGAGAUCUAGAAAAAAGUCCCUGAAAGAUGGUUCUCAAAAGCCUGAAGAAUAUAUUUCAAAGCAAAUUGUAGAUUAUCAGCAACCUAAAUGUCACCAUGAGAAAAAUAAGACAAGUACACCGCCAAAAAUUGCCUUUACAAAAUGUCUUAACUCCAUUGAUAACACAAGAAAUUCCCAAGCAAAAGUUCACCUCUCUAAAGAGAAUAAUUUACAAAGUACUCUUACUCCACUAAAGGGUGUAAAAUAUGAAAAGGAAGGACUCCAGCUGUCCAGAGAUGCUAACAAGUCAGAUUUUAGUUAUGAGCUUCUCACAGAACAACAAGCAUCCAGUCUUACAUUUAAUCUUGUAAGYGAUGCUCAAAUGGGUGAAAUUUUCAAAAGCUUAUUGCAAGGUUCUGAUCUUUUGGAAAAAAAUGGUGGCAAUAUCAACAGAAAUGAUUGUGAAUUCAGGACUCCGGAGAAACAGUUUUUAGACAGUCAUAAAUGCAGGGAUAAUCCUGAACUGGAGCAAGACAUUGCUUCAAAGGAGGCAGAACUGGUUUGUAGACUGGAAGAGGAUAUUAGCUGGACUAUGGUUUCACCUGUAAGAGCUCCCUCAUUAGCAUCUGGGCCUCAGAUGCCUGUUGAUCCAGAUGUGCUGGAUGAGAGCUGUAUGUUUGAGGUUUCUACAAACUCAGCUUUGUGCAAAGAAGAUGAAUGCAAUUUACAGAAGAAUAAGUCGUGUGUUUCUUCUAUCCUUCUGGAAGAUUUGGCUGUUUCCUURACUAUUCCAUCACCUUUGAAAUCAGAUGCUCACCUCAGCUUCCUAAAAUCUGAGAAUAAUUCUAGCUCAGCUCCUGCAGGUGUUGUUAGUGCACAUUACAGUGAAGAUGCACUUCUUGGAGAGGAAGAUGCCACUGAGCAGGACAUUCAUUUGGCUUUGGAAUCCGAUAACUCAAGCAGUAAAUCGAGUUGUUCAUCAUCGUGGACAAGUCGGCCUGUUGCUGCUGGUUUUCAGUGUCGCCCCAGCCUACCAAUGCAAGCCGUCAUCAUGGAGAAAUCCAAUGAUCAUUUUAUUGUAAAGAUUAGGCGUGCAGUGCCAUCUGCCUCACCAGCAUCUGAUCAGAUUACUCCAGUGAAGGAGGCACAGGCAUCCUCAGCCAAGAUUGGAAAAGGAGAAAUGAGAACUGGGGGAAAAGAAAAAGACAGCCAGAGUGCCACUGUGAAAGAGUCUAUCGAACCAGAUCUGGUUAAGAUGGAUCACUUGCCUCAUAUCGGUGCUGAACAAGAACAAAGUCCUGCCUUAGCUCAGCCUCUGAAGGAGUCAUACAAUAGUAUUGGAAAGGAAGAAGCUACAAGGUUGCUUGGAACCUGUAGAAAAUCUUCAGACAAGGAGAGCCAUGACACUGAAAGCCUGGAUAAAGGCUCUAAGCAAUUUGAGGCAGAGAGAUGGCAAGUAUCCAAAAACAUAGAUGAAAUGCAUGUUAGAUCUCAAACUUCYUUUCCUGCUGAAUGCAGUAUGAAGUCCUACAUAACAGAUAAUAUUGUUAAUGGAACUUCAUGUCGUGCAGUGGAAUCCAGAGCAGAUAAUGGGACUCGGGAAACUUSUACAGGAAAUUCAGAAGUCAGUGAUAAAAAGGAAGAACUGGAAGAGUGCCUUGAUGCAUCUCUAGACUUAACAGAAGAGCUUUCUAAUGAGAAUGUAGCAGGUGAAUGUAAUCUUGAAACAAAACCCAAUUCAAAGAUUGAUGGAGGGUGCCAGAGAAGUCURGAUGAUAAAACCAGUAAAAAGAGGAAAAAGGAGACUGUUCAAGAGAAUUCCGAUUCAAAAAGGCAACGAAAAGAAACUGAAUCAGCACAUGAGGGGAGUGAUGAAAGUAUUAUCAGGUCAGAAGAUACAAAUUCAUCACCCAAACAAUCUUCCAAUAAGAAUGAGCUACAGCAGAACAAAGACUCUUCUCCCUUGACUUCAUCUCCAUCAUCACCGAGCCUUUAUGCCAAAAACAUCAUUAAAAAGAAGGGAGAAGUAAUAGUUUCCUGGACAAGAAAUGAUGACCGAGAAAUUUUAYUGGAAUGUCAGAAAAAAGGACCAUCAAGCAAAACCUUUAUUUCCUUGGCCACUAGGCUGAACAAAAGCCCAAACCAGGUUUCCGAAAGAUUCAAGCAAUUAAUGAAGCUGUUCAAGAAAUCCAAGUGCAAGUAGACUUACACCAGUUGCUUCAUGGUUCCAGGGCUUAGCUGUUACCUGGAGGGAUGGACUAGAGCCAGUGCAUUCACAUGUUGGGAUUACGGGGAAAUAUCCAAGUCAGAGUUCUUASUUUGGUAAACCCAAUGCACUGUUAGUAAUUUAUGUGUCUGCGAUUCCUCUGAAGUUCAACAAUAACACAGAGGGAACCUCACAAAGAAAGUGGCUAGGAAAGAAAGGGCUUUGACACUGCAAAUGGGGCAGUGUCAUUUCRAGGGGAUGACAUCUCCUAUUAGUUAAAGGUGUUCUUUGAGCAGAGACAAGGGUGAGYAGUUGAGCGGGAGUGGUGGCUCUUGCUUCACUUGCCAGAAAUUCUGCGUCUGCUGAUGUCAAACUGUGAUCUUAAAAAGUGCUUUGGAACCGUGCUUUGGAAYUGUUGGUAGAUACCUGUCAUUUUCCAGGAUUAUGUCAUCUUGGUGACCUUGUAACAUAUUUUAAGAAGUGAGGCCUUUUUCUUUUAAAAUAAGGCAGGGCAAUGACAGCAAUGAUUCCAAACAUUGCUUAUCUAGUAAUUGAAUUCUGUUGCUCAGGAAUAGKUGGAUCUUGCAACUUGUUCUUAACAAACAUUUGUGACUAUUGUUUACUUACUGGAGAUUUAAUUCCAACAGACUUUGUUUUCAGAACAGUCAGUGUGCAGGAUAGCAUAAAUGUCACUUUACAUGAAUGCCACUCUGCAAAGGCCAUUGUGUUUCCCUGUUCCAAAUUACAUCUGGAAAAGGUACUUAAUAUUCAGGUCUUCAACAUAAUAAACAUUCUGUUAAAAAAAAAUUAAAAAUUGAAAACUGAUUUUCUUUUAAAAAUUCAUUUAGAAACAGACAUUUACAGUUUCAUAAAAUGUGGCUUUGUAGUCAUAACCAGAAGCAAAACUUUUCUGUAAAAACAAGCAGUUUUCAAAAGCUUGUCAAGUUGGCAUGUUUUGACAGCAAUUGCAUCUAUCUUUACAAAUUGUUUAGUGCAUUAGAAAUUCAUUAUGUUCUAUUUUAAAGAAUCUGUUAUAACUGUUUCCAGUUUUACUAGAACAUACCUAAAGUGUAUGUGUGUGUGUGUGUGUAUAUAUAUAUAUAUAUAUAUAUAUAUACACACAUGCACACACACAUAUCUCAUACAUAUUGCUGUUUUAUCCAAAAUUUCUAAAAAUUUUUUUUUCUUCUCCCUGAGAAACAUUCCUGGAAGUUGCAAGGGUUUUCGUUUAAUGAGUUUGUUGAUUUUUGAAGUUUUAUUCUUUAUGGAGGRUCAGAAUUGCUGUAGUCUUUAUUCAUUCUGAGCAUCUGCUGAGUACAGUUAGACUUCAUUUAACAGCCCCACCUAAGUGCAUUGCCUUUCAACUUGGAUUGAAUUGGCUCUUUUUCAGAGUCCAGUGGCCAUUUCUUCAAUGUCAGCAUGGUUUUUUUGUUCCUUCUCCAACUAAUGGAACAGAUUUCUCUUUCUAAUAAACCAKCAGAUAAUUUGUCAGUGAUGUUGUCACUGACCCCUUUGGAGUUUUGUACAUGUGACCUGCGGAAUGGAUUGUCGUGCUGCCAAACAGUGCAUUGUCCUUGUGUCAGGCAGUGCUCYGGCAACUGCUGGAAGGAGUGACUUGAGAGGUGAUGAUGUCAGUUCUGACAGUCUUCCAUCUUACGUGCUUGCUUCUGAAACGUUUGCUUCUGAUGAUCAAAUCUCACCUUCCAUGCUACGCUGGCAGUGCCUGGUGAUUUCAGUGGGGGAUUGAUGUACCAACCCAUGCUUGUUCUUAACAAACAUCUGUGACAAUUGUUAAUUUAUUGAAGAUUUAAAUCUAACUGAAACUGUUUUCAGAAUAGUCAGUUUGCAGAGAAGUGUUCACGUUUGUGGAAGAGUCAGACUCCGUGUACUGAAAGUACUCUUCUAACCAUAUCCUUAAAGAUYAACAUGUGCAGAGUACUGAAGGCACUGAGGGAAGUCACUUCUCUCCACUUCAGUGCUUCCUCUCUCUGUCAAAAAAGCAGGUAGUAUUUUAUUACAAGUUGUUUAUUCCUUAUCUGUGUUUACUUACUUUCAUAUCUGUAUAGGUGAUGGGGGGCAGGGUUUGACUGUUUUGAGUCUAACUUGGAUUCCUGUUUUGUAAAGUGUGAAACUUGGUUAAUGUUCUCUCUAUUGUAUCUAUGUGUACAGGUUCCUACAUGGUCAUGUAAAAUAUCUGAUGUUUGUAUAUAUAUAAAUAUAUGUAUAAAAAUAGGAAGAGCUUUGUUUAGCCAAAGAUGAUUUUUUUAACUAUAUAAAACUACAGGUUUAUUUUGUAUAAACUAAAUAGUUUGCUUACUGUAAGAGCAAUACAAAAAAAUAAAACUGUAAAACUCACAUACAUGUUCUUGUUGAACAAAGGUUGGCUUGGAGUGGUUUUGUACCAUGGUUUGUAAUUUAUUUCUCCAACAAGAAUUUUGAUACGUAUAUGCCAAAUGUACUGUAUGUAAUUCUACAGUCUUCUUUGUGAAACCUCAGGUAAAUCAAAACAUUUUCUAGAACUGUUGACCAAUGGGUUGACAKCUACACAUGAAGUUUACUUCUGUUGGUUUGUAUAAGUGAGUAGCUAUGUUGAUGUUCUGGCCAAUAAACAUGGAAGUUGUCAGCUGCUGCCCUGCUGUAAUUA